Frankliniella occidentalis (western flower thrips) is the source of this 1741-nucleotide messenger RNA. RefSeq lists its product as uncharacterized. NCBI's taxonomy places the organism in Eukaryota, Metazoa, Arthropoda, Insecta, Thysanoptera, Thripidae. The transcript has 8 exons. The coding region runs from base 136 to 1596 and encodes 486 amino acids. The record is from RefSeq and is a predicted model, not a curated record.
UGCGAGGCGUGACAGACGCGGCGGUGCGCUGCAGCUGCGUCGCCCUGGCCCAGUCGCCAGUCUGGGUGAAAGCUCCGAGGGGCAUGCUCGAGCCCCGCGCGACAGCAGCCUGCGCAGCUGCCAUGUGCCCGGGGGAUGCUCAUCGUGGUCCUGCUGCUGGUGCUGCUGCCGCACGGCGUCCCCGCCGCGCCGCCCCUCGACGGCGACCCGGCGCCCGCGCCCGCGGCGGGGCGGCGUGACGGCGUCGCGGACCUGACAGUGACGGUGCGGCGGCGCCAGAACGACAGGAUGUCGCCGGGCGCCGCGGACAACAUCCCUUCCGUGUACCGGCGCCUGUUGGCCGGCGGGCUGGGCGCCGGGCACGCUGCGGCCUCCAGGAGGUGGAUCAGCGCCGGCCACCCCGACGGCCUCCUCGGCCCCGCCGAGAGCGCGCCCGCCGGCACCAAGAUCACCUUCCCGGACGACGCGGGGCUGGACCUCCCCGCCGGCUCGAGGAUCGUGUUCCCACCCGCUGGCCACCGGCUGCACAGCAAGAAGGCCAAACUCCGCGAGAAGAUAGCCAAAUUCCUGAACCUCUUCACGGUGGUGCAGUUCCCCAACGACGCCUGCGAGGCCCCCGCCGUGGGACUGACGGGCACCUGCUACCACCACCUGCAGUGCCGCUCACUGGGCGGCCACCCGGGCGGCGCGUGCGCGCAGGGGUACGGCGUCUGCUGCCUGUUCGAGAAGACCUGCGGCGGCACGACGCGCCACAACUCGACGUACUUCGUGAGCUCGCCGGCGGCCGAGGUGGACCUGCCGGUGGACGGCUACUUCAACUGCUUCCUCACGGUGGAGAAGAUUCACCCGGACGUGACACAGCUGCGGCUCGACUUCCUGCACUUCGAGCUGGCCGCGCCGACGGACGGCACCUGCGUGGAGGAGCGCUUCGUGGUGGCCAGCCCCGACCGGAACGCGCCCACGCCCGCGCUGUGCGGCACGAACACCGGCCAGCACAUGUACGUGCAGGUGGGCGGGUCGGGCGGCACGGUGCGCCUGGGCGUGCAGUGGCGCGCCGGCCCCGGCCCCGCCGCCCCGGAGGCCCGCCGCUGGGUCGUGCGCCUGACGCAGCUGCGCGCCCGCGAGGAGGGCGCGGCCCCGCCCAGCUGUCUGCAGUACCACGCCGGCCACGCCGGCCGCGUCCAGUCCUUCGGCUACAUCUCGGGCUCCUACACUAACAACCUCAACUACGCCAUCUGCGUCCGCAAGGAGGCGGGCUUCUGCAGCAUCACGUACUCGACGGUGUCGUCCAACGGCACGGCCGCGCCCUUCCAGCUCCUCAACGAGGACCAGAACGGCGCGCCCACCAUCCCGCCGGGGCAGGCCGGCGCCGAGGUGUUCAACUGCCCGAGUGACUACAUCGUCCUGAACGGCAUCCGUCUAUGCGGCGAGCGACUCAACGACGCGUCCGUGGACUCCGACUACACGCACAACAGCCCCGUCACGGACAGCGGGAGCGGGCCCUUCGUGGUGCCGGUGCGCACCAACGGCAACCUGACGGGCCGCGGUUUCAGCCUCGCCUACCGGCAGAUCGCCUGCACCGACGCGCCAAACUGAGAGGUCCGGACCAGCCUCUGCGCGACAAGUUUAUACUGGAAUAAUUUAUUGUUUUAGAGGUUAAUGUUAUUUAUUGUGUUAGCUUUUUAGUUGUUCAUUGCCUUUGGUGCAAACUCGUUUAAAAAUAAAUGGGAAAUAUUGAGCA